AUGUCGCAGUCGCUGUCGCGCGUGCUGAAGGUCUCCCUCUGUACCACACUCUGCCUGGUGCUGCUGGUUUUCCACGUGCCCGGUGUUAUUCCGUCGCCGCUGGACUCGUACGAUCGCUUUACCGGUCAUACGCAGAGAGGCGCGGAGGCGGAGGCCACGGAUCAGUAUGGCAAACGGGGCGCUGUCGCGAGCGAGAGCGCGAUCUGUAGCCGGCAUGGCACGGAUGUUAUUUUGAUGGGUGGGAAUGCGGCUGAUGCUAUGGUCGCGACUAUGCUUUGUGUUGGGGUUGUCGGGAUGUACCACAGUGGCAUUGGCGGCGGCGGCUUUAUGCUGGUUAAGGCCCCCGACGGCACAUUCGAGUAUAUUGACUUCCGGGAGACCGCUCCGGCCGCGGCGUAUGAGACCAUGUUCAAUAACCUGACCGAUGCCUCCACGCUCGGCGGGUUGGCGAGCGGCGUACCCGGUGAGCUGCGCGGCCUGGAACUCCUCCACAGCAAAUAUGGCUCCCUCCCCUGGUCCACCCUGGUCCAGCCCGCCAUCAACACCGCGCGCAACGGUUUCCCAGUCGGCAGGGACUUGGUCCGAUACAUGGAGUCCGCGGUCGGCUCCGGCGACGACUUCCUCGUCAACGACCCCUCGUUCGCCAUUGACUUUGCGCCGAACGGCACGCGCGUUAAACUGGGCGAUACCAUCACUCGCAAGCGCUAUGCCAACACGCUAGAGACAAUUGCAGCUGAGGGACCCGAUGCGUUUUACUCGGGCUCGAUCGCGGAGUACACGAUUAAGGCGCUUCAGGCUGCUAAUGGAACUAUGACGCUGGAGGAUCUUCGCAACUACACGGCUGUUGUGCGUGAUCACGCGCAGAUCAAUUACCGAGGGCUCCAGGUGACAAGCACGACUACGCCGUCGAGUGGGAGUGUUGCUAUGAAUAUACUCAAGGUCUUGGAUACGUACGAGCCGCUGUUUACGGCGCAGAAUGUCAAUUUGAGUACGCAUCGAUUGGAUGAGGCGAUGCGUUUUGCCUACGGCUUGAGAACCGCCCUCGGAGACCCAGGCUUUGUUGAUGGCAUGAGCAAGUACGAACGGGACAUGAUUAACCAGGACACUGCCGAUGACAUUCAUUCGAGGAUCUCGGACCUCCGGACACAGAAUGUGUCUGCGUAUGACCCGGCUGGUAUUGAGAGCUUGGAAACGCCAGGAACAUCGCACAUCGCCACAAUCGACCGCUCCGGCCUCGCCGUCUCAGCGAUCACGACAAUCAACCUCCUCUUCGGCAGCAGAAUCGUUGUCCCCGAAACGGGCGUCAUCAUGAACAACGAGAUGGACGACUUCUCCAUCCCCGGCUCCUCCAACUCCUUCGGCUACAUCCCCUCCGAAGCAAACUACAUCCGACCCGGCAAACGCCCCCUCUCCUCCUGCACACCGGCAAUAGUAACCUACCCCAACGGAACAACCUUCUUCAUCGCGGGCUCCGCGGGCGGAAGCCGCAUCAUCACAGCUACCGUGCAGAACAUCAUCCACGCGGUUGACGAGGGCCUAAGUGCCGCCGAGGCAUUGGCCAGACCUCGUCUGCACGAUCAGUUGAUUCCCAACCAGGCGACGUUCGAGUACGCGUACGAUAACUCCACUGUCGCGUUUAUGAAGGCCCGCGGGCAUAAUGUUACCUGGACCGCACCGGGGGGAAGUACGGCGCAGGCGAUUCGUGUGUUGAAAAAUGGGACGUUUGAUGCGGCGGGGGAGCCGAGACAGUUGGAUUCGGCGGGCUUUGCGGUUUAA
This is a messenger RNA of Aspergillus mulundensis, 1776 nucleotides long. RefSeq names its product gamma-glutamyltransferase. Gene Ontology annotation, molecular function: glutathione gamma-glutamate hydrolase. Gene Ontology annotation, cellular component: plasma membrane. The transcript has 7 exons. The record is from RefSeq and is a predicted model, not a curated record. Gene Ontology annotation, biological process: glutathione catabolic process. Bases 1 to 1776 code for a protein of 591 amino acids. NCBI's taxonomy places the organism in Eukaryota, Fungi, Ascomycota, Eurotiomycetes, Eurotiales, Aspergillaceae.